This is a messenger RNA of Aspergillus ruber CBS 135680, 2001 nucleotides long. Its product is annotated as Zn(II)2Cys6 transcription factor. The transcript has 4 exons. Gene Ontology annotation, biological process: positive regulation of transcription by RNA polymerase II; DNA-templated transcription. Gene Ontology annotation, cellular component: nucleus. Bases 1 to 2001 code for a protein of 666 amino acids. Gene Ontology annotation, molecular function: sequence-specific DNA binding; DNA-binding transcription factor activity, RNA polymerase II-specific; zinc ion binding. Lineage: Eukaryota; Fungi; Ascomycota; Eurotiomycetes; Eurotiales; Aspergillaceae. The record is from RefSeq and is a predicted model, not a curated record.
AUGCCAGUCCACAAACCACCAAAGUUCCACAAAAAGAAACCCGUGGCCUGCCAACGAUGCCACGCGCACAAGGUCAAAUGCUCCGGUGACCAGCCCUGUGCCCGAUGCCGUCAUGUCGGUCGGGGAGAAGAAUGCCAGUACUCGCUACGUGAUCGCAAGUUAAAGAUCAACGAGAGCUAUCUUGAUCAGAUUCUUGCGGAGAACGAUCAACUACGGACGCAAUUAUACUCGCGCCAGGUUUCUAUUACCUCUGAUGCUUCGGGUUUUGGUCAGGCUCAGCGGCGCGAGUCGAGUUCUACUUCUCCGGUUCGGAAUCCGCUUCUUGGAGACCGAGCUUGGUUUUAUCCCUACGAUUCCUCUGCGCCACCAAUCUAUAUGGGUGAAGCGGCAUGUACAGCGUUUGCGACGCGCCUGCGUCAGUUCUUAACCGGGAACCCGGGAACAGCUCAUGUUGCACGAACACAAUACACACCCGAAUCGGCGCUGGUAGAAGCAGAAACGCAAUGGCCGCGUCUCCCGCAGGCUCGACUACUCGUCCGUGUGGCAUUCAAUCAACUCAGUCGGGUGUAUCAUCUAGUUCUUCGCAAGGCUACGCUUGACCAACUCGAGGAUCUGUAUAAGUUUCCGGGGAAGAGGGAUGAUCCAGCGUGGACAGCCAAGUUCUUUGCGCUGUUUGCGCUGGGAGAGGUCUAUUCGUCAAGGGCGGAUUCGGCGGCUACGGCUGGAGGGAGGGUUCCUGGGACGGGGUACUAUGUGCGGGCUAUGGGGCUGAUAUCGAUUCUGCCUGAGAGGCCGGGUAUUGUGCAUAUGGAGAGCUUACUCCUUUUGUCUCUAUUCUCAUACUUCCUCAACCGUCGUCACUCUGGCUACACCCUAAUUGGCACAGCCAUGCGUAUCGGCCUCAUUCUCGGUCUAAACCACAACAUUCCCAAAUGCCAAUGCCCCGACCCCAUCGAAAGCGAGCACCGUGUCCGCAUCUGGUGGGCCGUCUACAUCUUCGACCGCAUGUGGGGAUCGAAAACUGGCUUUCCUUUACAGAUCCGCGACGAGGAUAUUCACGUCGAUCUACCGAAAGAAGUCUCUUCUCCCACAGCCGCAGAGCAGUUCUCAGAUACUGCAUAUCUGGUCGCGAGUGUACAGCUUGCACGAAUCGUGGGAUUGAUUAUUGAAAAAAUAUAUAGUCGAAAGGAGCAUAGGGAGUCGUUUUUGCAGCGGGAGCAGCAGUUACUAUUGGCGUUGCAGGGGUGGAUGCAGGACUUACCGGCGCAUAUACGGCUACCAAGUGAUGAAGGGCUGCCGGCGAAGCAUAUUGUUUCGCUACAUUUGCAGUUUAAUCAGUGCGUGAUCCUCGCCACCCGCCCCAUCCUCCUCCACGCUCUCUACCAACACCACAAACCCACCAAAACACCCCAAAUGCCCCAAGCCGUAAUAACCCUAAGCGAAGCCUGCAUCCACGCGGCACGACACUCGCACUCCCUCGUCGUCGAUGAAUGGAUCAACGGUUCUCUCCCUAUGUACGGCUAUUUCUAUGCGCAGUAUCUCUUCUCGUCGACCUUGACACUAGUCAUCUCAAGCCUCCUGGGAUCAAGCGCUAUCGGAAAUACCGCUGACACCGAGGCCCUUGAGACGGGUAUUGAGAUUCUACACAGAAUGACAGAUCAUGGGAAUCUGGCCGCUGCGGAGUUCUAUGAGAAUCUUAUUCGGGUGAAGGAGACUCUUAACCCAUCUACGACUUUUGCAGAUGAAGACUAUCGUGAGAACAAUAUCCACGAGCAUAAUAACAACAGCAGCGUUUAUAACACACCAGAUGCAAUCGUGAAUCUACCCGACCUUCCCAAUGCCUCAACGGCAUCUGGAAUCGGGUUCACCACUGAAAUGGCGUUUCUGGAACCAACUAUGCAGGAAUUUUUGGGAAGAUCGGGGAGUGAUAUGGAUCUUGUGCAGCCGGAGGACCUUUCGCUGAGGGAGUUGGAUAGUUGGCCUACGUUGUGGACGUCGUGA